Molecule: messenger RNA, 966 nt
Organism: Spodoptera littoralis (African cotton leafworm)
Lineage: Eukaryota; Metazoa; Arthropoda; Insecta; Lepidoptera; Noctuidae
Source: the annotation of a GenBank genome assembly
GCCGACAAUUUGCUGACAAAUUGUCAUUUCUUUCUAAUGAAUAAAUAUUUUUUUACGCAGACUGACAAGUGAAUUCAAGAUAUUUUUAAGGUUCUGCAUCUCUUAUAAAAAACCUCGUCAUGGGUGAGUAGGCUGUCUAAAUUGAAUAUUUUUUGCGUUCAGAACUUGUUUGUAAUAGUGGGCGGUGUUGUCUUGUCAGUGUGUCUUGUGACUAUGUCGAUUUGUGUAGCUUCGAGCGAGGUGACGAAGCUUCAGCAGCACCUGGCGCUGCUAAAGGAAGAGUAUGGGAAGCUACAGAGCCAUUGCGCUGAAGUGGAGCGCAAGUAUACGCUGGCUGCUGCGUCGGCCGGUGACCUGAGCGAGACGAGCUUUGUGGCGCGCCUGCUGAUGACAGUGGCCACUUUGUAUGGCAGGGAGACAUACUCUGAUAUUACUAUCAAGCUGCAGAGCAAGUCCAUGCCUGGUCAUAAGUUCGUACUGAAUGCACGCUCUGAUGACUGGAAUGAGGAAGCCCUUAAAAAUCUAGAAGAACUAGAUUGGACUACCCUCCCUGAUGAGAUAGGUGCUGCUCUUCUUAAAUGGUUAUACACAGAUGUGGUUGACUUGUCCCGAGGAGAUUCCUUUGCACUUCAAUUGAUGAAAUCGGCAGCAGGCUUCAAGCUCCAUGGUUUAGUUGGAAAGUGUGAACAAGCCCUGAUAGCGACUGUUGGAGUUAGAUCCUGUGUAAAGUUUUAUUCAGCUGCUGAUGAGAUUGGUGCAUCAGCUCUGAAAGAGCACUGCUCAGGACUUAUAUCGGCUCAUUGGGAUGAUCUUACAGGUGAGGACUUCGCGCACAUGUCGUCGGCGCUCCUGUACCGAAUGCUGAAGAGUAAGACCUCGCAGCCGCUGCACGGCGCCGUCAGAUUGCUGCGGGAAGAUGUCGUGUUCCUGUGCCUCGUCGAGAACCACGCCAACAUUAAACGUUAA